AAAGAUCUUCCUCCACCACCAACGCCAACCCAGCUUUGUCGAACUUGGACAGCCCCAUUAACAUUCUCCAAUUUCCCAUAUCUUGACAUGGUUGCUACUGGACAUAAUGUCGGCAUCGCGUUUGCGCUCAACAUCGCCGCCGGCCUCGCCACGUGCAUCGGCGGGUCGGUCGUGUUCAGCAAGAGCCUCGUGCACCUCGCGAGCCCCAAGAGUCUGUCGGUGGCGCUCUCCCUGUCAGCGGGGGUGAUGCUCUUCAUUUCGCUCGUGGAAAUCUACGGCAAGAGCGUCGAGGGGUUCACGGCGGGCCUUGGCGAGGACAACGCUGACGGCGAGUACGAAUGCGACCAGACAUGCCAGGGCAACUCGUGGCUCGCGGGUACGGCGUGCUUUGUCACGGGCUUCUGCAUCAUCUACGUCAUGGACUGGAUUGUGCACAAAAUCUCGCCCGACUUUUCUGACGAACUCGACGUGGCCGACCUGCAGGCGCUCGAAGUCGCCGUGGACCCGACGCUUCCCCACUUCCACGCCACGGGCACCCCCGUCGCCAAUUCCAAGCUCGACGACGAAAAGACCAUCAAGUUCAACGCCAAGUCCCGCCAUCAGCUCAACCGGACGGGGGUCCUCACCGCCGUGGCCAUUGCAAUCCACAAUCUCCCCGAAGGCGUCGCCACAUACAUCGCAGCCAUGCGCGACGUGCGCGUGGGGGCGGUGCUCGCCAUCGGCAUUGCGCUGCACAACAUCCCCGAGGGCAUCGCCGUGGCUACGCCCGUGUACUUUGCCACGGACAGCCGGUGCAAGGCGUUCCUGUGGACGUUCAUCUCUGCGCUGGCCGAGCCGUUGGGGGGAGUCUUGGCAUGGCUAGUCGUGGGCGAAGGACUCAACCCCGUCGUGGAGGGCGUCAUGUUCGGCAUUGUCACGGGCAUGAUGGUCACCAUUUCCAUCAAGGAGCUCAUCCCCACGGCGGUCAAGUACUGGCCCCAAGGUAGCGUCGUCACGGUUGCGAUCUUCGGCGGCAUGCUCAUCAUGGCCACCAGCUUGAUCCUCUUUGCUUACGCCGGGGUCUAAGCCAUUUGUAAUAUAUAAUAAUCGAACGAUCUCAUACUUUACAGUUAGGGCUGAAUACGAAUUCACAGGUACUAUAACAAAUUCGUACGUCACAUGUGUCCAAUCCUAGUACUAUUAGUAGUACAGCGAACUUGGUAAUAACUCGCAAGCGUGGCAUCCAUGCGCCGCACACAUCAUGUUCC
Molecule: messenger RNA, 1247 nt
Organism: Aphanomyces astaci
Lineage: Eukaryota; Oomycota; Saprolegniomycetes; Saprolegniales; Verrucalvaceae
Exons: 1
Coding region: 88-1065 (325 amino acids)
Biological process (GO): zinc ion transmembrane transport
Cellular component (GO): membrane
Molecular function (GO): zinc ion transmembrane transporter activity
Source: RefSeq, a predicted model, not a curated record